AUGUUAAAUACAGUGGAAGUUUUCCUAAUUUUUGUAGUGAUUAGUGAGUCAAUAUUGGGGGUUCUAGGGAAUGGGUUCAUUGGAAUUGUCUAUUGCAUUGACUGUGUGAAGAAAAGGAAGUUUUCUAUGAUUGGUUUUAUUCUCAUAGGCUUAGCAACUUCCAGAAUUUGCCUGAUAGUGAUGAUCACUACGGAUGGACUUAUAAAGCUAUUCUUUCCAGAUAUGUAUGCCUCUGGUAAAUUAAUUGACUAUGUUAGUUACUUGUGGGUAAUUAUCAGUCAAUUAAAUAUCUGGUUUACUACCAGCCUCAACAUGUUCUACUUCCUGAAGGUAGCAAAUUUUUCCCACCACAUUUUUGUCUGGUUGAAGAGUAGAAUUAAUAGGGUUCUUCUCCUUGUGAUGGGAUCCUUGCCUAUUUCUUUGUUAAUUACUUUUCCCCAAGCUGAGAAGAUUUUGAAAGAUUAUAGAAUGAUGAAUAGCAGCAUGGCCUGGCAGAUCAACUUUCCUAAAGAUGAAUACAUCACUAAGCAGAUAUUGUUCAAUCUGGGAGUCAUAGUCCUCUUUACACUAACCCUGAUUACAUGUUUCUUGCUAAUCAUUUUCCUCUGGAAGCACAGCAGACAGAUGCAACUUAAUGUGACAGGACUCAGAGACCCCAGCACCGAAGCACAUAUGAAAGCCAUGAAAAUUUUGAUCUCCUUUGUCAUCCUCUUCAUCUUAUUUUUUAUAGGUGUUGUCAUAGAAUUAUCAUAUUAUAUGAGGCCAGAAAACAAAUUGUUGUUUAUUUUUGGUAUGAUAAUCACAGUACUCUAUCCUUGGGGCCACUCAUUUAUCUUAAUCCUAGGAAACAAAAAGAUAAAGCAAGCCUACUUGGUGAUACUGCAGCAAUUAAAGUGUCGCAAGAAAUAG
Molecule: messenger RNA, 909 nt
Organism: Condylura cristata (star-nosed mole)
Lineage: Eukaryota; Metazoa; Chordata; Mammalia; Eulipotyphla; Talpidae
Product: taste receptor type 2 member 10-like
Exons: 1
Coding region: 1-909 (302 amino acids)
Biological process (GO): detection of chemical stimulus involved in sensory perception of bitter taste; G protein-coupled receptor signaling pathway; sensory perception of taste
Cellular component (GO): membrane
Molecular function (GO): G protein-coupled receptor activity
Source: RefSeq, a predicted model, not a curated record